AUGGCUACCGUUCGGGCAAUCAUUCAACGAGCAGCCACUUCAACGAAAGAUCCAGCCACACAAAUGCAGAUGAUUCGUCGAGUGCUCGAGGAUAUCCACGGCGGAUCGUGGGGCGUCUUGAUCAUUAAAAACCCGAAUAUGGUUUCACAGGACGUUCAUUGGACGAUCCCCGAUCACACGAACGAGGACGGAUCACCGGCAUUUUGUUUGGCUGUUGUGAAUCGAUGGCAAUACAACAUUUUCAAGACGGGUACCGUUGAUCGACCGGAUCGAGUGACCGUUGUCGAUGUGGUGAAUAAAAUUCGACAACAAGAAGCGAAAAAGCCGAAAAGCCGUAUUUUGACCUCGGAUCUCGAGAGAUUUGUUGAC
This is a messenger RNA of Mesorhabditis belari, 369 nucleotides long. NCBI's taxonomy places the organism in Eukaryota, Metazoa, Nematoda, Chromadorea, Rhabditida, Rhabditidae. The record is from the annotation of a GenBank genome assembly.